AUGCUGCUCCCUGCCCUCCUCUUCGGGGUGGCAUGGGCACUGGCUGAUGGGCGGUGGUGUGAGCGGACAGAGACCGUCCUGGUGGAGGAGGAAGUCACCCCCCGUCAGGAGGACCUGGUGCCCUGUGCCAGCCUCCAGCAUUACCAGCGCCGGGGCUGGCAGCUGGACCUGACCUGGAGUGGCCGUGCAGGGCUCUGUGCCAUCUAUAAGCCCCCAGAGACCCGGCCUGCUGCCUGGAACCGGACAGUGAGGGCCUGCUGCCCAGGCUGGGGGGGCAUCCACUGCACCCUAGCCCUUGCAGAGGCCAUCCCCGAGGGCCGCUGCUUUGCCACCUUAAUGUGCAACCUGGAGGCAGGCUCAGUGAACGUGUCUGCAGCAAGCCUGGAGGAGUGCUGUGCCCGGCCUUGGGGACACAGCUGGCGAGAUGGCCUCUCCCAGACCUGCCACCGCUGCGCCAACCACAGACGACCCGGCAGCACGCCCUCCCCAGCCAUCCUGCAGCCCCUAGCGGGGGCCGUGGCCCAACUCUGGAGCCAGCGCCAGCGUCCCUUGGCCACCUGUGCCACCUGGUCCGGCUUCCACUAUCGCACCUUCGACGGACGCCACUUCCACUUCCUGGGCCGCUGCACCUACCUGCUGGCGGGCGCGGCUGAUGCAACCUGGGCCGUCCACCUCCAGCCCCGGGGGCACUGUCCCCAGCCUGGGCACUGUCAGCUGGCCCGAGUAAUGAUGGGACCAGAGGAGGUGCUGAUCCGGGGUGAAAACGUCUCUGUGAACGGGCAGUUGGUACCCGAGGGGGCGUCUCGGCUGCUCCCUGGGCUCAGCCUGCAGUGGCAAGGGGACUGGCUGGUGCUGUCAGGGGGCCUGGGGGUCAUUGUGCGGCUGGACCGGUCCAGUUCUGUCUCCAUUUCUGUGGACCACGAGCUCCAGGGACAGACUCAAGGCCUCUGUGGUGUUUACAAUGGUCGGCCUGAGGAUGACUUCCUAGGGCCAAGCAGGGGACUGGCUGCGUUAGCUGCCACCUUUGGGAAUUCCUGGAGACUCCCAGACUCAGAGCCUGGGUGUCUGGAUGCAGUGGAGGCAACUCAAGGCUGUGAGGACCCCCUGAGGGGCAGAGAGACGGGCAUUGAGGCUGGCCAGCUUCGGGCUGAGGCCCAGGAUGUGUGCCACCAGCUGCUGGAAGGCCCAUUUAGGGAAUGCCACACCCAGGUCCCCCCUGCAGAGUACCACGAAGCCUGCCUCUUUGCCUACUGUGCUGGGGCCCCAGCGGGCAGUGGGCGGGCAGAGCGGCUGGAGGCCGUGUGCGCCACCCUGGCCAGCUAUGCCCAGGACUGUGCGGCGCGGCGCAUCGCCGUGCGCUGGAGGAAGCCCGGCUUCUGCGAGCGCCUGUGUCCGGGGGGCCAGUUGUACUCCGACUGCGCCUCGGCCUGCCCGCCCAGCUGCUCGGCAGUGGGCGAGGGAGGCGAGCGGAGCUGCGGGGAAGAGUGCGUGAGCGGCUGCGAGUGCCCGCCCGGCCUCUUCUGGGACGGCGCCCUGUGCGUGGCCGCCGCCCGCUGCCCCUGCUUCCGCCGACGCCGGCGCUACGAGCCCGGGGACACCGUGCGCCAGCUCUGCAACCCGUGCGUGUGCAGGGACGGCCGCUGGCUCUGCGCGCAGGCGCCGUGCGCCGCCGAGUGCGCGGUGGGCGGGGACGGGCAUUACGUCACCUUCGAUGGGCGGAGCUUCGCCUUCCGCGGCAGUGCCGGUUGCCGCUUCAGCCUGGUGCAGGACUUGGCCAAGCAGAAGCUGCUGAUUGUACUGGAGCACGGGGACUGUGACGCUGGGAGCUGCCUCCACGCCAUCUCUGUCUCCCUGGGGGACACCCUUGUCCAGCUCAGGGACUCAGGAGCUGUGCUUGUUGACGGGCAGGAUGUGGCCUUGCCCUGGAGUGCAGCUGGGGGCCUCAGUGUCUCCCGGGCCUCCUCCUCUUUCCUGCUGCUGCGCUGGCCUGGUGCCCACAUCCUCUGGGGAGUGUCCGAUGCUGCAGCCUACAUCACCCUGGAUCCCCGCCACGCCCACCAGGUGCAGGGUCUGUGUGGCACCUUCACCCGGAAUCAGCAGGAUGACUUCCUGACCCCUGCUGGUGAUGUGGAGACCAGUAUCACCGCCUUUGCUAGCAAGUUCCAGGUGGCAGGCGGGGGAACAUGCUCCUUGGAGGCCAGCACCCCGCUCUCCCCCUGCAGCACCCACACUGAGCGCCAGGUUUUUGCGGAGGUAGCCUGUGCCAUCCUGCACGGCCCAGCCUUCCAGGAGUGCCACGGGCUGGUGGACAGGGAGCCGUUCCACCUGCGCUGCUUGGCAGCUGUGUGUGGCUGCGCCCCUGGCCGGGACUGCCUGUGCCCGGUGCUCGCGGCCUAUGCUCGGCGCUGUGCCCAGGAGGGUGCCCUGCCUUCCUGGAGAAACCGGACCUUCUGCGCUGUCUUGUGUCCUGGUGGCCAGGAGUACCAGGAGUGUGCCCCAGCAUGUGGUCGCAACUGUGGGGAGCCCAAAGACUGUGGGGAGCUGGACAGCUGUGUGGCCGGCUGUAAUUGCCCCCUGGGGCUGCUGUGGGACCCCGAGGGCCAGUGUGUGUCCCCCAACUUGUGCUCCUGCCAGCUUGGGGCCCAUCGCUAUGCCCCUGGCAGUGCCGCUAUGAAGGACUGCAACCACUGUGUCUGCCAGGAGAGGGGCCUCUGGAACUGCACUGCUCACCACUGCGCUCCGCCCCGGGCCUUCUGCCCCCGUGGGCUCGUCUACGUCCCUGGAGCCUGCCUCCUCACCUGUGACAGUCCUGACGCUGACCACCCCUGCACCCCAGGCAGCCCUGGGGGCUGUGUCUGCCCCCCAGGCACCGUGCUGCUGGAGGAGCGCUGCGUGCCUCCUGAGCUCUGUCCCUGUCGUCACGGCGGCCAGUGGUACCUGCCCAACGCUACAAUCCAGGAGGACUGCAACCUGUGCGUGUGCCAGGGUCGGCAGUGGCACUGCACGGGCCAGCGGUGUGACGGACGGUGCCGGGCGUCAGGCGCCCCUCACUAUGUGACAUUCGACGGGCUGGCCCUCACCUUCCCUGGGGCCUGCGAGUACCUGCUGGUGCGAGAGGCGAGCGGCCAGUUCACGGUCUCCGCCCAAAACCUGCCCUGCGGGGCCAGCGGCCUCACCUGCACCAAGGCGCUGACUGUGCGGCUGCAGGGCACUGUUGUGCACAUGCUCAGAGGCAGGGCAGUGACGGUGAAUGGGGUGAGUGUCACGCCCCCCAAGGUCUACUCGGGCCCCGGGCUGAGCCUGCGCCCCGCCGGCCUCUUCCUGCUCCUCAGCACCCGUGUGGGUCUCACCCUGCUCUGGGAUGGAGGCACCCGGGUCCUGGUGCAGCUGUCACCCCAGCUCCGCGGCCGGGUGGCUGGCCUGUGCGGAGACUUCGAUGGAGACGCCAGUAACGACCUUCGGAGCCGCCAGGGGGUCCUGGAGCCCACCACUGAACUGGCCGCCCACUCCUGGCGCCUCAGGCCUCUCUGCCCGGAGCCGGGGGACCUGCCGCACCCCUGUGCGGUGAAUGCCCACCGGGCCGGUUGGGCCCGCACCCGCUGCGGGCUGGUGUUGCAACCACUCUUUGCCCGGUGCCACGCGGAGGUGCCCCCGCAGCAAUACUAUGAGCGGUGUGUGUAUGAUGCCUGCGGCUGCGAUUCGGGGGGCGACUGUGAGUGUCUCUGCUCGGCCAUCGCCACCUAUGCAGACGAGUGUGCUCGGCACGGGAUCCACGUGCGCUGGCGCAGCCAGGAGCUCUGCCCUCUGCAGUGUGAGGGGGGCCAGGUGUAUGAGGCCUGUGGCCCCACGUGCCCCGCCACAUGCCACGACCACAGUCCCGAGCCUGGGUGGCCCUGCCGGGCCGUCGCCUGUGUGGAGGGCUGCUUCUGCCCCGAGGGGACUCUGCUGCAUGGAGGUGUCUGCCUGGAGCCGGCUGCCUGCCCUUGCGAGUGGGGGGGCAGCUUCUUCCCACCGGGCACAGUAUUGCAGAAGGACUGUGGCAACUGCACGUGCCGGGAAAGUCAGUGGCUUUGUGGAGAUGACGGCGGCCGCUGUGCGGAGCCUGAGCCUGGCUGUGCGGAGGGAGAGAUCCCCUGCCAGGAGAGCGGGCACUGUGUGCCCCACAGGUGGCUCUGUGACAACCAGGAUGACUGUGGCGAUGGCUCAGAUGAGGAGGGCUGUGCCACCCCGGGCUGUGGGGAGGGGCAGGUGUCUUGCAGCUCCGGCCGCUGCCUGCCCCUGGCCCUGCUUUGCGAUGGGCAGGACGACUGUGGAGAUGGGACGGAUGAGCAGGCCUGCCCGUGCCCCCAGGACUCGCUGGCCUGUGCCGAUGGGCGCUGCCUGCCCCCGGCCCGGCUCUGUGAUGGGCACCCCGACUGUCCGGACGCUGCUGACGAGGAGUCUUGCCUGGGGCAAGUGGACUGCGCCCCUGGGGAGGUAUCCUGCGUCGAUGGUACCUGUCUGGGGGUCAUCCGGCUGUGUGACGGAGUCUGGGACUGUCUGGACGGAGCCGACGAAGGGCCUGGGCACUGCCCCCUCCCCUCUCUGCCCACUCCUCCCGCUGGUACCUUGCCUGGCCCCUCUGCUGUCUCCUGGGAUUUGCGCCUACCCCCCUGGCCAGUGUCGGCCCUGGUGAGCCUCCGGGAGGAAAGGGGCUUAGAAAGCUGGCAUCUGGAGGCCUGGGAAGGAGGGAACAGGGUCUCAGGGGGAGACCUAGGGGCACAAGAGGGGCUGCGGGCCCCAGGAGGCCCCAACCAGACAGGGCUUCCCUGCCCAGAAUACUCCUGCCCGGAUGGCCUCUGCAUCGGUUUCCAGCAGGUGUGCGACGGGCAGCCCGACUGUGAGCUGGCGGGGAUGCCAGGGCCCUCCCCGGAAGAGCAGGGCUGUGGGGCCUGGGGGCCCUGGAGCCCCUGGGGGCCCUGCAGCCAGACCCAGACGUGUGGGCCAGGGGCGCAGGGCCGGAGUCGCCACUGCUCGCCCCCGAGCCUCCCGGUGCUGCGGCACUGCCCUGGCCCGGAGCGCCAGACUCGGGCCUGCUUCGUGGCCGCCUGCCCAGAGGACGGUGCAUGGACCUCCUGGUCACCCUGGUCCCCGUGCUCUGAGCCAUGCGGGGGCGUCACGGCUCGCCACCGGGAGUGCCACCCGCCCCAGAACGGGGGCCGGGCCUGUGCCAUGCUGCCCGGGGGCCCUCCCAGCACCCGGGAGACCCGGCCCUGCCCUCAGGACGGCUGCCCCAACAUCACCUGCUCCGGGGAACUGGUGUUCCAUGCCUGCGCCCCUUGCCCUUUGACCUGUGAUGACAUCUCUGGUCAGGCCUUGUGCCCCCCUGACCGGCCCUGCGGCGGCCCAGGCUGCUGGUGCCCUGCGGGGCAGGUGCUGGAUGCCCGGGGGCAGUGCGUGUGGCCGCGGCAGUGCCUGUGCCUGGUGGACGGCGGCCGCUACUGGCCCGGGCAGCGCGUCAAGACCGACUGCCAGCUCUGCGUCUGCCAGGACGGGAGGCCCCGGCGCUGCCGGCCCAGCCCAGACUGCACGGUGAACUGUGGCUGGUCAGCGUGGUCCCCCUGGGCUGAGUGCCUGGGCCCCUGUGGGAGCUGGAGCGUCCAGUGGUCCUUCCGGAGUCCCAACAACCCCCGCCCGGCCGGUCGAGGGCACCAGUGCCGGGGCCUCCACNGCAGUAAGGGUGGGGCGGGGCAGUGCGUAGAGGUCAGAAUUAUGGGCGGCAGCUGAUGGAGCGGGCAGGUGGCCAGUUUCGUCCAGCCUGGCUCUUGCCCGCAGGACUGGGUUCUGGUGGAGGCAGUGGGGGAGUCAUGUUGCCGCUGCGUGCCUCCUGGAGAGAACCAGACGGUCCACCCCAUGGCCACUCCCGUGCCUGCUCCGACCCCUAGCCCUCAAAUCGGAGCCUCUCUGAUCACCUACGUUCUGCCUCCCCCCGGAGAUCCCUGCUAUUCUCCCCUGGGCCUGGCCCGACUUCUCGAGGGGAGCCUGCCUGCUUCGUCCCAGCAGCUGGAGCACCCCGCCUGGGCUGCCAUCUUGAGGCCUGCCCUGGGAGUGCCCGGUUGGAGCCCCAUGGAGCACGCUGAUACUCAAGAGCACACCCCGCCUCCCUACCUGCAGCUUGACCUGCUCCAGCCCAGGAACCUCACCGGCAUCAUAGUGCAGGGGGCUGGGUCCUUAGACUGGCUCCAGGUCAGCAGUGAUGGUCUACAUUGGCACAGCUAUCGUGACAUCCGGCCUGGUAUUCAGCCCGCACCCCAGCUUUUCCCCGAGAACUGGGAUGGCGCCUCCACAGUGUGGACGUUUGCCCGGAUGGUGCAGGCACAGCACGUCCGGGUGUGGCCUUCCGAUGGGCACCACCAGGCUAACCCCCGCAGUGAUGCCAACCCGGGCGGCCCCCUGCGGGUGGAGCUGCUGGGCUGUGAGCCAGCGCCCCUGUGCCCAGGGGUUGGGCACCGCUGUGCUGGUGGCGAGUGUGCCCCCAGGGGGGCCCCGUGCGAUGGUGUGAAGGACUGCGAGGAUGGCUCUGAUGAGGAGGGCUGCAUGCCGCUGCCUGCAGGCGCCAGCAGAAUCGAGUCCACAGCCUGGAGCUCCAUGCCCUCCUCUGCCCAGCCUGGACAGCUGCCCCCUCAGCCCAGCAAGGGUCUGGCAGAAGCAGAGGCUGACCACUGGCAUCCCGGGCGGGGGUCACCCGUGCCUCCCACAGGCAAGGGGCCAGUGAGUCUCGGGUCCGAGCCUCACCCAAGUCCUGGGAGAUCUGCGCAGAUUGCAACCCCCAGCCCCACCUCCCAGCCGGAGGCCCAGGCCCUGAAACCAGAAAUGGCAGCUGUGACGGUGCUCCCCCUGCACCCGAUGAUGACGCCCGAGGUCCCUGCUGGACGGAGCACCGCCCUGGGGCCCUUCCCGCCUGUGCGGUGCAGCCCAGGCCAGGCGCCCUGCGAGGUCCUGGGCUGCGUGGAGCUGGAGCAGCUGUGUGAUGGACGGGAGGACUGUCUGGAUGGCUCUGAUGAGAGGCCCUGCGCACGGGCAGCGGGCACCGUGCCCUUCACCGUGCCCACCACCGCCUCGCCGGGGCUGCCGGCCUCCAGGGGCCUCUGCUCGCCGAGCCAGCUGACCUGCGGCAGUGGGGAGUGUCUGCCCGCCGAGCGGCGCUGCGACCUGCAGCCUGACUGCCACGACGGCUCGGACGAGGACGGCUGUGUAGACUGUGGCCUGGCGCCCUGGUCUGGCUGGAGCAGCUGCAGCCAUAGCUGCGGCCUGGGCCUCGCCUUCCAGCGCCGGGAGCUGCUGCGGCCGCCCCUGCCCGGGGGCAGCUGCCCGCCGGACCGGCUCCGCAGCCAGCCCUGCUUCGUGCAGGCCUGCCCAGUGGCUGGGGCGUGGGCUGAGUGGGAUGCCUGGGGGCCCUGCAGCGUCUCGUGUGGGGGCGGCCAUCGGAGUCGUCGGAGAAGCUGUGUGGACCCCCCGCCCAAGAAUGGUGGUACCCCCUGCCCCGGGGCCCCCCAGGAGAGGGCACCCUGCGGCCUGCAGCCCUGUGCAGGAGGCACAGACUGCGGGCAGGGCCUCGUGCAUGUGAGUUCUGAGCUGUGCCGGAAGGGGCUGGUGCCACCGUGCCCACCCUCCUGCCUGGAGGGGGCCCUGCUCUGUCAACCAGGGGGCUGCCCUGUGCCCUGCGGCUGGUCAGCCUGGUCGUCCUGGGGUCCCUGCGACCGCUCCUGUGGCUCUGGCCUGAGGGCCCGGUUCAGGUCCCCCUCCAACCCUCCGGCUGCUUCGGGGGGCGCCCCGUGUGAGGGCCAGAGGCAGGAGCUGCAGGCUUGCUACUCGGCAUGCGGGGCAGAUGUGCCGGGCUGGACACCCUGGGCUCCUUGGUCCACCUGCUCCCAGAGCUGCCUAUUCCCUGGAGGGGGCCCAGGCCUGCGCAGCCGUUCCCGGCUCUGCCCCGGACCCGGGGACACAUCCUGCCCAGGAGAGGCCACCCAGGAGGAGCCCUGCAGCCCCCCUGUGUGCCCAGGGCUGGGUGUCUGGGGUCAGUGGGCCACCUGGUCCACCUGCUCCGCCCCCUGUGAUGGGGGCGUCCAAACCCGAGGGCGCAACUGCUCUGCCCCAGCUCCUGGGGACCCUGAGUGCCAGGGACCCCACAGCCAGACCAGGGACUGCAACACACAGCCCUGCACAGCCCAGUGCCCAGGUGACAAGGUGUUCCGCUCAGCAGAGCAGUGCCGUCGGGAGGGGGGCCCGUGUCCUGGGCUGUGCCUGGCGCGGGGCCCUGGGGUGGAGUGCACCGGCGUUUGCACCGCUGGCUGCGCCUGCCCCGCGGGCCUCUUCCUGCACAACAGCAGCUGCCUGCCUCCAAGUCAGUGCCCCUGCCAGCUGCGUGGGCAGCUCUAUGCCCCCGGAGCAGUGGCCCGGCUGGACUCCUGCGGCAACUGCACCUGUAUCUCUGGUGAGAUGGUGUGUACCUCGGAGCCCUGCCCAGUGGCCUGUGGCUGGAGCCCCUGGACCCCGUGGAGUCUCUGCAGCCGCAGCUGUAAUGUGGGCGUUCGGCGGCGCUUCCGGGCGGGCACGGCUCCCCCAGCUGCCUUCGGGGGCGCUGCGUGCCAGGGCCCCAACAUGGAAGCCGAAUUCUGCAGCCUGCGGCCGUGCGGAGGUCCUGGUGGGGAGUGGGGCCCCUGGUCUCCGUGCUCUGUGCCCUGUGGGGGCGGCUACCGGAAUCGCACCCGAAGGAGUGGCGGGCCCAGCCCCGUGGACUUCUCCACCUGUGGCCUGCAGCCCUGUGCAGGGCCAGUGCCCGGCGUGUGUCCCCCGGGCAAGCAGUGGCUGGACUGUGCCCAAGGGCCUGCGUCCUGUGCAGAGCUCGGCGCCCCGAGAGGGGCUGACCAGCCCUGCCACCCUGGCUGCUACUGCCCUUCUGGGAUGCUUCUGCUGAACAACAUGUGCGUGCCCACCCGGGACUGCCCCUGCACCCACGGGGGACGCCUCUACCCCCCAGGCAGUGCUGUGCUUCGUCCGUGUGAGAACUGCUCCUGUGUCUCUGGGCUCAUCACUAACUGCACCUCCUGGCCCUGUGAGGAGGGUCAGCCCACGUGGUCACCCUGGACCCCAUGGAGUGAGUGCUCGGCCUCUUGUGGCCCAGCCCGGCGCCAUAGACACCGCUUCUGCACCGGGCCCCCCGGCGGGGUGCCGUCCAGCGUGGCCCCGCUGCCCCUGCUGGCUUCGGCGCCCCCUCUUUGCCCAGGCCCUGAGGCAGAGGAGGAGCCCUGCCUCCUGCCAGAGUGUGACCGAGCUGGAGGCUGGGGCCCUUGGGGACCCUGGUCCGGCUGUAGCCGGAGCUGUGGUGGGGGUCUCCAGAGCCGGACCCGAGCCUGUGACCAGCCCUCACCCCAGGGCCUGGGGGAUUACUGCGAGGGGCCUCGGGCCCAGGGGGCAGCCUGCCAGGCUCUGCCGUGCCCAGUGACCAACUGCACCGCCAUCGACGGGGCGGGGUACAGCGCCUGUGGCCCUCCCUGCCCUCGCUCCUGCGAUGACCUCGUGCACUGCGUUUGGCGCUGCCAGCCCGGCUGUUACUGCCCCCCAGGCCAGGUGCUGAGUGCUGACGGCACCGUCUGCGUGCAGCCCGCUCACUGCAGCUGCCUGGACCUGCUAACUGGGGAGCGGCACCGUCCAGGCGCCCAGCUGGCCAAGGCUGAUGGCUGCAACUACUGCACCUGCUCCGAGGGCCAGCUCACCUGCACAGACCUGCCUUGCCCAGUGCCUGGCGCCUGGUGCCCGUGGUCGGAGUGGACAGCGUGCUCGCAGCCCUGCCGGGCCCAGACGAGGACCCGCUCCAGGGCCUGCAGCUGCCCGGCACCGCAGCAUGGCGGGGCCCCGUGCCUCGGGGAGGCGGGGGCCCAGCAUCAGAGGGAGACCUGCGCCAGCCCCCCCGAGUGCCCAGUGGAUGGAGCCUGGAGCCUGUGGGGACCGUGGUCUCCCUGUGACGUGUGCCUGGGGCAGUCCCAUCGCAGCCGAGCAUGUAGCUGGCCCCCCACCUCCGAGGGAGGCCGGCCCUGCCCUGGGGCCCACAGGCAGAGUCGCCCCUGCCAGGGCAAUUCCACUCAGUGCACGGACUGUGCAGGUGGCCAGGGUCUUCUCCCCUGUGGGCAGCCCUGCCCCCGCUCCUGCGAGGACCUGUCCCCCGGGGUCAUGUGCCAGCCAGACUCGAUGGGCUGCCAGCAGCCCAGCUGUGGGUGCCCCCCAGGCCAGCUGUCCCAGGACGGCCUUUGUGUGGCCCCUGCCCAGUGCCGCUGCCAGUACCAGCCUGGAGCCAUGGGGAUCCCUGAGAACCAGAGCCACACCGUGGGGUCUGGGCUCAGCUCCUGGGAGAGCCUGGAGCCUGGUGAGGUGGUGACGGGGCCUUGUGACAACUGCACCUGUGUGGCAGGCAUCCUGCAGUGCCAGGAGGUGCCCGCCUGCCCCGGGCCAGGGCUGUGGGGCUCCUGGGGCCCCUGGGAGGACUGCAGCGUCUCCUGUGGUGGAGGGGAGCAGCUGCGCUCCCGCCGCUGCCCGCGGCCCCCCUGCCCGGGGCCUGCCCGCCAGAGCCGUACCUGCCGCACUCAGGUCUGCAGAGAGGCAGGCUGUCCGGCCGGGCGUCUGUACCGUGAAUGCCAGCCGAGCGAGGGGUGCCCCUUCUCAUGCGCCCACAUCACCGGGUUGGUGGGCUGCUUCUCUGCUGGAUGUGAGGAGGGCUGUCACUGCCCUGAGGGCACCUUCCUGCACCACUCGGCCUGUAUCCAGGAGUGCCCCUGUGUGCUCACUGCCUUGCGGCUGCAGCAGCUAAAAGCUACUGGCACUGACCCAGGGGCUCACCUGUCUCUUCUGGGAGAGGAUGGUCAGCCUCUUGGGCCUGGCGAUGAGUUGGGCUCGGGUCAGAGCCUCCGUACAGGCUGCCACAACUGCUCCUGUGCACACGGGAAGCUGUCCUGCUCCGUGGGGGACUGCUCCAAGGCUGCUGGUGGCUUUGGUCCCUGGGGUCCAUGGGGCUCCUGCUCCCGCUCCUGUGGCGGGCUGGGCACCCGCACCCGCAGCCGCCAGUGUAUGCACCCCACACCCACUCCCAGUGGCCAGGGCUGCCGCGGGCCGCGCUGGGACCUCGAGUACUGCCCCAGCCCGGAGUGCCCAGGGGCUGCAGGGUCCACAGUGGAGCCAGCGACAGGCCUUCCAGGUGGCUGGGGCCUGUGGUCCCCAUGGUCCCCCUGCUCCGGCACCUGCACAGACCCGGCUCACCCUGCUUGGCGCAGCCGCAGCCGCCUCUGCCUGGUGAACUGCACUGGGGGUGACGCUUCCCAGGAGCGCCCCUGCAACUUGCCCUCCUGCACAGAGCUGCCCCUGUGCCCGGGCGCCGGCUGCAUGCCCGGGAACUGUUCCUGGACCGCCUGGGCCCCAUGGGAGCCAUGCUCCCGCAGCUGUGGGGCAGGCCAGCAGCGCCGCCUGCGGGCCUACCACCCCCCAGGGCCUGGCGGACACUGGUGCCCCGACGUGCUUACAGCCUACCAGGAACGCCGCUUCUGCAACCUGCGAGCUUGCCCAGUGCCUGGAGGCUGGUCACGCUGGAGUCCCUGGUCCUGGUGCGACCGGAGCUGCGGAGGGGGCCGGUCCCUGAGGAGCCGCAGCUGCUCGAGCCCCCCACCCAAGAACGGGGGUGCCCCCUGUGUUGGGGAGAGGCACCACGCACGGCUCUGCAAUCCUGCGCCCUGUGGGUCUCCACAGGAGCCCAGGUCUCCCUGGGCACCAGCCUGGGGGAGGGACUGCCCUGUCUCCUGCGGAGGCGGAAACCAGGUCCGCACCCGGGUCUGCGUGGCCUCAGCCCCUCCCCUCGGGGGCUCCCCCUGCCUGGGCCCCGACGCCCAGAGCCAGCACUGCGGGCAGCAGCCUUGCCUGACAUUGCCGGACGCCUGCUCCUGGGGCCCCUGGGGGCCAUGCUCCCGCAGCUGCGGCCCGGGUCUGGCCUCCCGCUCUGUGUCCUGCCCCUGCCCGCUGGCCGAGGCCGACCCCACCUGCAACGGCACCUCCCCACGCCUGGACACCCAGGCCUGCUACGCAGGGCCCUGCCUGGGUGAGUCCUGCCUGCCUCUCCCUGCAGAGGACAGCUGCAUGCCUCCCUUCGAGUUCCAGGCCUGUGGCUCCCCCUGCACUGGACUCUGUGCCACAUACCUGAGCCCUCAGCUCUGCCAGGACCUGCCGCCCUGUCAGCCUGGCUGCUACUGCCCUGAGGGGCUGCUGGAGCAGGCUGGAGGCUGCGUACCUCCAGAACAGUGUAACUGCCAGCACGUCUCAGAAGGAACUGGGGUGACCCUGGCCCCCGGGGACCGCCUGCAGCUAGGCUGCAAAGAGUGUGAAUGCCAGCGCGGGGAGCUACAGUGCACCAGCCAAGGCUGUCAAGACUUAUGUCAGUGGGGUCCCUGGGGGGCCUGGAGCCCCUGCCAGGUGCCCUGCAGCGGGGGAUUCCGGCUGCGUUGGAGAGAGGCCGGGAGCCCCCCUGGAGGAGGCUGCCGGGGGCCAUGGGCUCAGACUGAGAGCUGUAACAUGGGGCCUUGCCCAGGAGAGAGCUGUGAGGCCCAGGACACCGUGCUUACCCCUGACUGUGCCAACCAGUGCCCGAGGAGCUGUGCCGACCUCUGGGACCGCGUGGAGUGUCUGCAAGGACCCUGCCGCCCAGGCUGCCGCUGUCCCCCCGGCCAGCUGGUACAGGACGGGCACUGUGUGCCCGUGUCUUCUUGCCGCUGCGGCCUCCCCAGCCCCAAUGCUUCCUGGGCGCUGGCCCCAGCCGAGGUGGUGCAGCUGGACUGCAGAAACUGCACCUGUGUCAACGGGUCCCUGGCGUGCCCCUCCCACGAGUGCCCAGCCCUCGGGCCCUGGUCAGCCUGGAGCAGUUGCUCUGCUCCCUGUGGUGGGGGCACCACGGAGCGACAUCGGAGCUGCAAGGAGGGCCCCCAGGGGGCACCGUGCCAGACCCAGGACACAGAGCAACGGCAGGACUGUAACCUGCAGCCCUGCCCUGAGUGCCCACCCGGCCAGGUCCUCAGUGCCUGCGCUGUCUCGUGCCCACGCCUCUGUGCGCAUCUGCAGCCUGGCACCCCCUGCGUGCAGGAACCCUGCCAGCUUGGCUGUGACUGCCCCGGAGGGCAGCUGCUGCACAAUGGCACGUGUGUGCCCCCUGCCGAGUGCCCCUGCAGCCAGCUCUCUCUGCCCUGGGGCCUCACCUUGACUCUUCAGGAGCAGGCCCACGAGCUGCCCCCAGGGACUCUGCUCACCCAGAACUGCACCCACUGCGUCUGCCAAGGUGGAGCCUUCAGCUGCUCCCUCGCUGACUGUCAGGAGUGCCCCCCCGGAGAAACGUGGCAGCAGGCAGCCCCCGGGGAGCUGGGGCCCUGCGAGCAGACAUGCCGGGAACCCAACGCCACAGAGACCCAGGGCAACUGCAGUGGGAGGCAGGCCCCGGGCUGUGUGUGCCAGCGCGGGCACUUCCGCAGCCAGGAGGGUCCCUGCGUGCCCGCGGACCUCUGCGAGUGCUGGCGCCAUGGGCGCCCCCACCCGCCGGGAUCUGAAUGGCAGGAGGCCUGUGAGAGCUGCCGCUGUGUCAGCGGGGAGAGUAUCUGCACCCAGCACUGCCCCCCGCUCACCUGUGCCCAGGGCGAGGUGGCCGUGCAGGAGCCCGGGACCUGCUGUCCCACUUGCCGCCAGGAGGCUCCAGAGGAACAGCCCGUCUCCUGCCGGCACCUCACGGAGCUUCGCAACCUCACCAAGGGUGCCUGCUACUUGGAGCAGGUGGAAGUGAGCUAUUGCAGUGGGCACUGCCCAUCCAGCACCAAUGUCCUGCCUGAGGAACAGCCCGUCUCCUGCCGGCACCUCAUGGAGCUUCGCAACCUCACCAAGGGUGCCUGCUACUUGGAGCAGGUGGAAGUGAGCUACUGCAGCGGGCACUGCCCAUCCAGCACCAAUGUCCUGCCUGAGGAGCCCUGUGUCAUCCUGACUCCCCCAGCCCUGAGCCUGGAGAGCUGUGGCUCCCACCUGGCCAAUGUCUAG
Molecule: messenger RNA, 14088 nt
Organism: Odocoileus virginianus texanus
Lineage: Eukaryota; Metazoa; Chordata; Mammalia; Artiodactyla; Cervidae
Source: RefSeq, a predicted model, not a curated record